AUGCUCUCGCACAAAAGAAUCUAUACCACUAUCAGCGUGGUCGGCCUUAUUCUUCUCUGGGGCAUUAUGUAUACCAACGGAGGCUUACAGGCAAUGUCGAACACCGCCAUUAGCGGCGUCUUCCCAGAUAACUCGACUCUACAAACCAAGCACGUUGGAAUCUUCCCUCUCGACCUACAGCUCAACAUUCUCAUCGCCUUCUUUGCCUCCGUCAGCAAGCUUCAUGGCGUUGAUGCGGGCCCUUACAUAAUGCUGCUGGAUCUGACCACCGCCUUGCUCGCCAUCAACAUGGCCGUGCUGGUCGAGAGUCGGCGCCGUUCCGGCAUCUGGCUGCGCAGUCCCGCGUUGUGGCAGUACGCGUGGAACUGCGGCGGUGUUGCUGCGUUCCUACCCAUAUGGUGCCUGCUCUACGUGACGCAGAGGGACACCAAGGUGGCUGUUCCAAUGCCGCCUGCAGAUUCGCAUACCUUCCCACUUACCGCACUUCUGAGUAUUCUAUUGGAGGCGCCACUGCUGCUACCGGCCUGGAUGGGCUGGAGUUCCACCAAUAUUCAGAUGGGUGUUGUACACUUCUUUUGUGGCCCCCCCAUCUUCAGUGGGUUUCAAGCACUGGUCUCACAGAUCGUUGCUCUUACCCACAACCAACGUUCAAUGGCAUCUUCUAAGUCGGGUAUUCGAACGGCAUACUUCAUCACAGGAAGCAUCACCGGAGUGGUUCAUCUUGGCAGCAUUCUGUUUAUACUGGUCUCUUCACCACCAGGCUUGUCGUUAAGUAGGGUCUACUUCCCGCACAGCAACCUGAUACAGAUUGGGGAACCCAACAUUCUUGUAGAGGCGGCUUUCCAGUUUCUGCAAUACGACUACAUCAUCAUGAAUGCUACCAUUCUUGUGCUUGGGACGCAUUUGAUUCGAACCAAACCAGGCAAUUUGUUCACAACAGUGACGCGGAAACCUGGAUCACUGGUCACGUUCUAUGGCUUGACAGCACUUCUCGGCCCUGGGGCGAGCAUGGCUUACGCGAUGUCUUGCGAAGAAGAUUUUUCUGAUGUUUCCGGUACAAAGAAGUAG
Molecule: messenger RNA, 1068 nt
Organism: Colletotrichum graminicola M1.001
Lineage: Eukaryota; Fungi; Ascomycota; Sordariomycetes; Glomerellales; Glomerellaceae
Exons: 1
Coding region: 1-1068 (355 amino acids)
Source: RefSeq, a predicted model, not a curated record